Molecule: messenger RNA, 537 nt
Organism: Cercopithifilaria johnstoni
Lineage: Eukaryota; Metazoa; Nematoda; Chromadorea; Rhabditida; Onchocercidae
Source: the annotation of a GenBank genome assembly
AUGCUAUGCACACGCACCGCUAACUUAUUGAAUACACUUGGAAUACGUUGUUUUACGAAUAAUACUAGUGGUUCACAUAUUCAUUAUUCGAUUUCAACAGUAACGCGAAAAUCGAUUGAUGAUAUAUUGGAACCAGCACAAGUUUCCACAAAGAUUAAAGUUUCGGAUGAAAUGCGAGAGCAAGCAGUAGAUCUUGCGGGUGUACCUCUGGAUUUUAUACGCAGUCGUCGAGUACGUAUAUAUCGACCAGCACGUGUGGUUACGCAAUCAGGUUGGGCGAAUACGAAAAAGUGGAAAAUUGAGCUGGAUAAUCGGGAAAGAUGGGAGAAUUCAUUAAUUGGUUGGUCUAGCACGGGUGAUCCAUUAAGUAAUAUCUCUAUGACUAUGGAUUUUGCAUCGAAGGAAGAUGCCAUUCGGUACUGUGAAACGAACAAUUUGAAUUAUGAAGUAAUCGAACCAAAUGAACGAAUAAUUAAGCCGAGAAGUUAUGCAGAAAAUUUUUCAUGGAAUAAGCGGACAAGAGUCACAAAUAAGUAA